AUGGAUAAGUUACGCGGCGUGCUGGAUUUCUGCAUCCGCCACCAGACUGUCCUGGGUUACAGCAUUGUGUCCCUGCUGACGGCUGUCAGCGAACACAUCUUCUCCUCUGUGGUGUUCAAGUGUCCCUGCAAUUCUGGGAACGUGCUCUACGGCUCCGUCUUCCUCAUAGCGCCUGCCGUCAUCCUCUUUCUGCUUGGCUACAUGGUGAACACCAGGACAUGGCGCCUGCUGACAGGCAGCUGCCCUGCGGAGAAGUGCGGCAGCUGCAGCUGCAGCCCCUGCAGAACCCUCGCCCGCUACCACUGCGUCCUGGUGCUGGUGACAGCCAGAGCCUUGGUGGCCCCUCUCACCUGGAUCGCGGCGGCCCUGCUCACAGCCAGGUUUUACGAGUGUGCGGCCAGCGGACACAGCCUGAUAAAGAACUUCAUGUGUAAAGACAAAGGACAAGAGUGCCACAAGCAGCUGGUCAAAAUACCUUGCGACGAGAAGUUGUCGCAGAACAUCACGGGUGAAUUCCUCAGCCUUCAGGCACAGUCCCAGCUGAUGGGAUGGCUCCUGAUAGCCAGCAUCGUGAUUAUAGCACUGAUUUCAAAAUGUGUCAUCCACUGUUACUCCCCGGUUAGCUAUCUUCAGCUCAAGUUCUGGAAAAUUUACUCAAAAAAGGAACGGGAGCUCUUUGAGAUCAAGGCUAAAGAGCAUGCAGCCAGGCUGGCAGAAAUCAAUACGAAUUGCUUUUUUGAAGCCACGGACCCAGCACCGUUUCAGACUCCCAGCAAUGAAGACUGGUGGAAGAUUUCGUUCUUGUAUACCCUCAGUUCGCAAGAGCAGUAUUACAGCAUGAUACACAAGUACGUUAACACAAACAGAGGCCAGAGCGUCAGAUUCGGGGAAGGAGAUCAGAUUCCCCCUGUUUUAGGAUUUGUGGAUGAAACAAGCGCAAGCGAAUCAGGGUUUUAA
Messenger RNA from Fulmarus glacialis (Northern fulmar), 957 nucleotides. RefSeq names its product protein FAM26F-like. The coding region runs from base 1 to 957 and encodes 318 amino acids. Gene Ontology annotation, molecular function: monoatomic cation channel activity. The transcript is spliced from 2 exons. The record is from RefSeq and is a predicted model, not a curated record. Lineage: Eukaryota; Metazoa; Chordata; Aves; Procellariiformes; Procellariidae.